Messenger RNA from Cydia fagiglandana, 999 nucleotides. Its product is annotated as tigger transposable element-derived protein 4-like. Gene Ontology annotation, cellular component: nucleus. The record is from RefSeq and is a predicted model, not a curated record. Bases 1 to 681 code for a protein of 226 amino acids. The transcript is spliced from 3 exons. Lineage: Eukaryota; Metazoa; Arthropoda; Insecta; Lepidoptera; Tortricidae. Gene Ontology annotation, molecular function: DNA binding.
AUGAACCAGGUUUCACUUGUUAACAUGGCGAGUAAACGAAAAUCAUUGUGUAUUGACGAAAAAGUUUUAUUAAUACGCUCAAUAAAGGCGGGAGAAAAGAUAACUCAUGUUGAUGACGUUGGAAGACGCUUUGGAUUUAGCCGUUCUACCGUGUCUACAAUAUGGAAAAACAAAGAAAAAAUUCUACAAGCAGAAGAGGAAGGAAAAUCUGCUAAGAAAUUAAAAAAACCUCAAUACGAAGAUCUGGAUCAAGCGAUGGUAUCAUGGUUUUAUACACAACGCCAGAAUAACAUGUUUGUCUCGGGGCCGAUCAUGAAAGCUAAGGCGAAAAAAAUUGCCGAAGAACUAGGAUUAACUGCUUUCAAAGCAUCAGAAGGAUGGCUCGGAAAGUUCAAGCAACGUCACCAUAUCAACUAUGAUAAAAUUAAUGGAGAAGCACUGGCAGAUGAAGACAUUUUAGAAUCGGUGAAAAAUACGGAGGAACAACAAGUGGAUGAAGUAGAAGAAACAGGCGAUCCUGAGCCUCCACCAAGCAUCGAACAAGCACUUGAUGCAGCGAAAUUAUUAGAAGAAUACUUUUUAUAUAAUCAAGAUGAUCCAUCAGAAUCUCAAGAUAUUAGUAAGAUACAUAAGAAAAUACAAUUAAAAUAUUGGAGCCGCAAAAAACAUCAGAAAAUGUAACAGACUAUACGCAAUAGACGUUGUUAUUUGUAUUAAAGGAAUGUGUUUUUAUGCAAAAUGUGUAUAAGUACAUAUAUUAUAAACAGAUACAUUAGAAUAGUAAAAUGAUGUUUUUAUUUCACUCCAUUUAACAACGACCAUUUUAAACGCCGAAAAAUGCGCAGUCCCUUAAGUGUCGUAAUAUGUAUGUAUAUGUACAGUUUAUACACUGUAUUAGUAAAGGGUAUUAAUAAGGAGAAAGCUUUUUCUCUUCAGUUCAUGAUAGUUUAUUUCAAGGCAUUUUAAAACGUUACUGAUUUUAUGCUAAUGCCAUACAUC